UCGCACAAUUUUUGACCUUGAAAUUGUCAAUGUCGGCUCUCGUCUUUCUCUAUUCCUCGUCUCUUCUUCAAAGGGGAUCAUCAUGAAACGUGUAUUUCUUGGAGAAAAUUCAGCUUAUGCUCACAACUUUUCCAAUUUUCCGCAAACCCAGAAGAUAUUUUAUUGAAAAGUUGCCUACUUGCACUUUUUGUAUGUAUAUGUUGUGCACGUGGGUAGUUUUCUUUUUUGGCUUUCGGGGUAUCAAUUGAGGCAGAAAUGAAAUUGAAAAGUUGAUUUUGUAAAAGGGAUUAUUGUUGCAGGUUGUUGUAGUAUAGUGGAGGAGAGGAAUGGAAGAGCCGGGGCAACUUAAACGAGCAUUGAUUGAUGCCACGGCAGGGGCAUUAUCCGGCGCAAUCUCGAGAACUGUCACGUCACCUCUCGACGUAAUUAAGAUUAGAUUUCAGGUUCAACUGGAACCCACUACACAGUGGGCUUUACUUCGCAAAGAUGUGUAUGGCCCAUCAAAAUAUACUGGAAUGCUGCAAGCAACCAAGGAUAUCUUUAGAGAGGAAGGCUUACGGGGGUUUUGGCGGGGUAAUGUCCCAGCCUUACUCAUGGUUAUGCCAUAUACAUCAAUACAAUUUACGGUUUUGCACAAGUUGAAGACAUUGGCUUCUGGUUCUUCAAAGUCAGGAGAUCACAUCCAUUUAAGUCCGUACCUUUCUUAUGUCAGUGGGGCACUAGCAGGCUGUGCCGCUACUAUUGGAUCAUAUCCAUUUGAUCUUCUAAGAACCAUUUUAGCUUCACAAGGGGAGCCAAAGGUAUAUCCAAGCAUGAGAUCUGCAUUUGUUGAUAUAAUUGAAACCCGUGGCUUUCAAGGGCUGUAUGCUGGAUUAACACCUACUCUGGUUGAGAUAGUUCCUUACGCUGGAUUGCAGUUUGGAACCUAUGAUACAUUUAAGCGCUGGACAAUGGUAAACUUUUAAUUCUAUCUCCCUUUCUCUCACAGACGUGCAAACAGGAACAUCCAAUGGUGAUUUGUCUUUCUGCAUCUCUGUAUAUGCAAAAACUUUGACUAAGCAUACCUUAUCCAAUCUCUUGAUAUUCCUGUUCUGUUUAUAAUAUGAGGGAUGAGAAUCCUUUAAACCUCGCGUUAGAACUAGCACAUACGAAUUGUUAGUUUUGUUCUGUAGCUGAUGGUCCAUCAUUACCAUUUAUGGAGUUCUUUCCUGCUCUUUGUAGUUUCUUGCCAAUGAAGUUUAUUUUGUAUUUACAUUUUAUAAUGUUAAGAAAUAUGUGAACUAUGUUGCUUGUUUUAUAUUGAAAUUUGUAUGUAUUUAUGGAAGGGUUUUGGGGUUGAUAAUGAGGCUGAGUUGCAGUUAUCUUUCUGAGAGUAUAUGUCGUCUCUGAAAGCAAGAUUGGGAAUGGAAUAGAUAUAAAGAUUGGGUUUGUUGGAAUUUUAAAUUUUCCCUAGCGUACACCUGUCUGAAAUAGUGGAAUUACUAUCUUUUAUCUUUUCACCUCUAAAGUUACUGAGCUAAUAUCAAGACGAGGUUAUAGUUGAAAGUUUCCCUUAGAAAUUGCGGCAACACGUUCAUAGCGUUCAUAGCGUCAUUGUGUUGCCAUGAUCAUAUCUAAUGAAGUACAUGAUUUUACUCUUAGUUUCUGGACAAUUAUACUCUUCUAUCUAC
This is a messenger RNA of Olea europaea var. sylvestris, 1670 nucleotides long. Its product is annotated as mitochondrial thiamine diphosphate carrier 2-like. The coding region runs from base 327 to 965 and encodes 212 amino acids. NCBI's taxonomy places the organism in Eukaryota, Viridiplantae, Streptophyta, Magnoliopsida, Lamiales, Oleaceae. Gene Ontology annotation, cellular component: mitochondrial inner membrane. Gene Ontology annotation, biological process: thiamine pyrophosphate transmembrane transport. The record is from RefSeq and is a predicted model, not a curated record. The transcript has 6 exons. Gene Ontology annotation, molecular function: thiamine transmembrane transporter activity.